This is a messenger RNA of Salvia hispanica, 1995 nucleotides long. RefSeq names its product transcription factor PHYTOCHROME INTERACTING FACTOR-LIKE 13-like. The record is from RefSeq and is a predicted model, not a curated record. Lineage: Eukaryota; Viridiplantae; Streptophyta; Magnoliopsida; Lamiales; Lamiaceae. Gene Ontology annotation, biological process: regulation of DNA-templated transcription. Gene Ontology annotation, molecular function: protein dimerization activity; DNA-binding transcription factor activity.
CGUUUCUUGAUCACACCACAGCUGUUCGUUAUUGAUGCAGGGCCCACGCUAUCCGGCCUCACCAAUCAGAACUGGCCGCGUGGGACAGGGUUUGAUGCUGACGCAUUUUUAUAACUUGUUGAAUGAAACUUCAAAGCUCUCUUCCUGGAAGAGCCUAUUUCUCUUUCAGUGGUGUCACCUCAAACACCUACACUGUGUGUGAGUGAGUGGGAAUUUUGAUGUGUUUUUUUGCAAGGUGAGAGUGGUUUUGGAGGUGUUGUUGUCUUAGCUAAUUGUGCUGGUUUCAUAUUGAUCUUGCUAUCUUUGUAGAGGUGUGUUGUCUGACUUUGUUGGGCUGCCUUCACACAGCUUUUUUUAGAGGCAUAAUUUUGAGGCAUGGAUAGUUGUCUUCCUGAUUGGAACACUGAUGUUGGAGGUGAAUUUCCUGUCCCUCUUCAAAGAAAACCCCUUGGAUUACAGAAUGAGUUGGUUGAACUAUUGUGGCAAAAUGGGGAGGUUGUGUUGCAUAGUCAAACCAAUAGGAAACAAUCAAAGCAAGCUACUUUGAUUCAAGGUGGUGAUGACGAUGAGACAGUUUCAUGGAUUGAUUGCCCUAUUGAUGAAUCAUUUGAGAGGGAGUUCUGUGCUAAUUUCUUGUCUGAGAUCCCUCCAUCCUUGGAUGAAUCGAGCAAGAAGCCGGAUGGCGAAAGGGAGUUCAAAUUUGGCGAAUCGUCCGAGGUUAUUCACCAAGGUUUUGCCCCGUCUCUGCCUCCACCUCCACCUAGAUUUGAGGAGGGUGUGGCCGGGAAGAGCGUUGAGUGCUCUGGCAUGACUGUCGGGUCGAGCCAUUGUGCGAGCAACCAAGUUGUGAAUGAAGUGGACAUGAGUUGGGCUUCUAGCCGUGGGGCUGGGAGGGGGAAAAACGAGGGCGUGGAGAGGGAGGUGCCCGGGCAGGCUAGGACGUCUUGCUCUGGUGGAUCCGGUAGUGGUAGCUUGUGGAAAACGAGUAGCCUGUCGAAUGAAACGAACAGGCACAAGAGGAAGAGCCGUGACAUGGAGGAGUCUGAAUGUCCGAGUGAUGCGACUGAAUCGGAAUCGGCUGCAGGGAACAAGGCAAAGAACGGGACUGCUCGAAGGAGCCGUGUGGCUGAAGUGCAUAACAUGUCUGAGAGAAGGCGAAGGGACCGGAUCAACGAGAAGAUGAAGGCGUUGCAGGAGCUCAUCCCUCAUGCCAACAAGUCGGACAAGGCCUCCAUGUUAGACGAGGCGAUCGAGUACAUGAAAGCCUUGCAGCUGCAGAUUCAGUUGAUGUGGAUGGGGAGGGGGAUGGCGCCGAUGAUGCUCCCGGGCAUGCAGCACUACAUGUCGCGUGUAGGGAUGGGUGUCGGGCCAACCAUGCUGCCCGAGAUCCAUAACCUAAUGCGCUUGUCGCGCUUGCCGCCCAUGGAUCAAGCUAUGAGUGGGCCGAUCCAAGCUCCGGUCGGCCCUCAUAACCCGUUGUUGAACCCGGUUAAUUAUCCGAACCAUAUGCCAAGCUCGAGUUUCCAAGAGCAAUAUGCUAACUAUAUGAACUUCCACUCGAUGCAAAGCGCUUCGCCUCAGUCGACGAACAUGUUCAACUUCGGAUUUCGUCCGGCUCAGCAGAAUCAAGGCAACGGGAACACGCCCGUUGGAUGAGGAGGCCUAUGCAGUCGAGACGGUUUUCUCGAAAAAUCCACGAAACUGUGGUAUCGGACCGAUAACUCCGACGAUCAUGUGAUUUAAAUCCCUCAUACGAACACAAACACACACACACUCAAAGAUGAACUAUGUAAGUGUGUCACAUGGUUCACAUUGAUCAUUUUAAUACUCCAUGAUUUAUAGGCAAAAUGUUUUAGUAAUGGGAAAUGAGUUUUCGAUUUUCAUUUAGAACAAUCCAACUUUUUAGAUAUGUAUUAAUUUCAUUACAUUCACAUAAUGUAUUAUUGCAUUCCCUUUUACAAAGCUGAAAUAAAAGGAAUGUAGUGAUUCUUUUUA